Phyllopteryx taeniolatus (common seadragon) is the source of this 2661-nucleotide messenger RNA. It is a transcript of the gene rce1a, whose product is annotated as Ras converting CAAX endopeptidase 1a. Gene Ontology annotation, cellular component: endoplasmic reticulum membrane. The transcript is spliced from 9 exons. Lineage: Eukaryota; Metazoa; Chordata; Actinopteri; Syngnathiformes; Syngnathidae. The record is from RefSeq and is a predicted model, not a curated record. Gene Ontology annotation, molecular function: metalloendopeptidase activity. Bases 319 to 1251 code for a protein of 310 amino acids. Gene Ontology annotation, biological process: CAAX-box protein processing.
UUCAAACACUUUCCUCUUUAUUGGAAGUGAUAUGAUGCCAAAACGUUCCUUUUCAUCCUUCUCACGGUUUUAUACGAAGUAUAAUUUAAUUUAAUCUCCAUUUCCGAAAAUAGCUAUUACUAGCUCAUGAACUAAUAAAUGUUAUUUUUGCCGUGUAUACAUAUGGCCAGCAGGUGGCACUGUUGCCGAUAGCUCGAAGCGAAGAGGACAAGGAAGAAGACUGUUUGGUGACGCAGUCAUCAUGCGCCCGAUACCGUAGCAAUUAAGCUAGGCUAGCAACGUGAACUCAGGUGUAGAAACGUCGCUCAUCCAGUCGUCAUGACAGACGAGGACGAACACGACAAUGGCGGCUCUUUGUGCGUCGCUUUCGUGUCGGUGUUGUCCUGUCUGCUGCUCGCUUGCUCUUACGUUGGAAGUUUGUACGUGUGGAGGAGUGAGCUGCCCAGGGAUCACCCGGCUGUCAUCAAGCGGCGCUUCACCAGCGUGUUGAUCGUCUCUGGCAUGGCGCCUCUUUUUGUGUGGGCAUGGAGGGAAUUCACAGGCAUCAAGACAGUGCCAUCGCUACUGGCGAUCAUGGGGAUCCGCUUUGAAGGCUUUGUACCUGCAGUCGUCCUUCCUCUGCUGCUCACCAUGGUCCUGUUUCUGGGCCCCUUGACACAGUUGGCUAUGGACUGUCCCUGGAGCUUCAUGGAUGGCAUCCGGGUGGCCUUUGACCCGUGCUUCUGGAUGGUGUGUUUCAGCGACAUGCGGUGGUUGAGGAACCAGGUGGUGGCGCCGUUGACAGAGGAGCUGGUGUUCAGGGCCUGCAUGCUGCCCAUGUUGGUGCCCUGCGUCGGCCCGGCCGCCGCCAUCCUCACCUGCCCGCUCUUCUUUGGAGUGGCUCACUUCCACCACGUGAUCGAGCUUCUGCGUUUCCGGCAGGGGACGCUGUCAGGAAUCUUCCUCUCGGCAGUGUUCCAGUUCUCCUACACGGCGGUGUUCGGCGCCUACACAGCCUUCAUCUUGAUGAGAACAGGUCACCUGGUGGGCCCGGUGCUAUGCCACUCGUUCUGUAACUACAUGGGUUUCCCUGCCAUCAGCGCGGCCCUGGAGCACCCCCACCGUCACGCUGUCCUCUCCUCUUACCUGCUGGGGGUCCUCCUCUUUCUCCUUUUCCUCUUCCCCUUCACCGACCCCGCCUACUACGCUCCCCCCACGCCGUUGUGCACCUUGGCCUCUUCCUCCAGCGCCCUCUGCCUCCCCUCUUCUUGAUCCCGGCCUGUCUCUCUCUCUCUCUCUCUCUCUCUCUCUCUCUCUCAUCUGCCCAUCUGACCUUCACCUUGGUCCACAGAGGUUGAGGAUACAGAUGAUACAGAGCUCAGGUCUGCUCCCCGAAAGACAGCACAUGCUGUGUUUACUUGACAUGCGCUGGAGUGUUCGGCGGCAAACCUGGAUUUCCUCUUCAGCGUCAGAUGUGCAUCUGUUUGAUGAGGCUCCAGCAGGAAAAAUUCAUCACCAUUAGUUUGGUCACUAACGACCACAGUAGGAGACCAUGUCUCUCGUGUCACGCGUAGACGCCCAGAUGAUUGUAAUUAUCGGACUCUUGGUCGGCGGCGGGAGCGCUGAUGGUUCCUCAAGUCAUUCAAAGUCACAAAAGGGUGAGAUUGAUGCAUCUCUUUGUGCUUUCAGGGUAAUCCAGUUGUUUAUUUUUUUAAUCCUGCGAUUGUGACCUCUAUGUUGUUUACAUGCACAAUAAUACCCAACUGGGAAUAUCAGCGGUGCUUUUGGCAGCACUUAAAAAAAAAAAAAAAAUAAAAAAUGCAAAACACUCUAUAAGCUAAACUGGUACUGUGAAGACAAAGUUGAUUGCUUGAGCAAUAGAGAAUCACGAGGAGGAGGAUGUUUUUAAGGCGAGCCGGUCGGUGUUUCUUGCCGGUGGCUUUGUGUGAGGUGAACACUAGAAGGCGUCAGAGAGCCUUCUAUUUUUGUCUUGUCUGUCGGGGCCCCACUACCGGGUGAGUAAAGUGCUGAAUGCGACCAUUACUGAGACACGCUAUUCAUCAAGAGCGGCGGGAAGGCUUCUGGCUGAUUUAUGGUACAGUCUGAAGAGCCUUUCCUGUGCCAAGAUAAACAUUUGCUGCAAAUAAAUUCACUUAGUUGAACCUUUCUCCUAAGUGGCACCUGUUCCCCAUCAUUAUGCCCCCCCCCCCCCCACACACACACACACACGCACACACAAAGAAAAAAAAAAAAGUAAUUUAUUGAUCCGCUCACAAUACUUUCUCACUUUGUCCUUGGCUGCCUUUGAGUUGUACUUAACAGUCACCGGUCACUUUUGUAUAAAAGAUCCGCUAGGAAAAAAAGAAAAGUCAGCCUUUGCUUGGGCAGGGGCCGAGAUGCAGAGUGCCUGUAACGAUAUGCAGACUGCCGAGGAAUCUAUAUUUUGCAAAGCUUGAGCAGCUCUGUUAUUUUCCUAGAGGGGGGAGGAGAAUUCCAAAUGUGCUCAUCGACAAUGAGCCCAGCGCUGUUUUUUUUUGUUUUGUUUUUAAAAAAAAAUAUUUUGUGAGUGUAUAGAGUAUAAAUGGAUCGCACCUGUACAAUUCAAGUAGUUUUACUACAACUAUCUUUGACACAAACCUUGGCUGUAAAGAUGUUUGUAAAUAAAUUUUAUACAGCAAUUCA